AUGAAGAAAUGUCUCCGUUGCAGUAGUUCAGAGUAUCAGAUCGCAGCCUGUCCUGUUAAACCCCGUAAAGGAAAUAAAAGUUCGCAACUAGAGAAGCCAAACCCUAAGCAACCUACUGCCAGUGGGAGUAGACCGAGAGUCUCUGUUAGGGUUUAUGUCUUGGACCAUCAGCAAGCUCUCGAGUCAUUUGAAGUAGUGGAAGGUACGAUCCCUGUAUUCCACCGCUUAGCUAAACUUUUAAUUGACCCUGGAGCAACCCAUUCUUUUGUAAAUCCUGCCUUCAUGUGCGGUAUUGAUAUAAAUUCCAUUAAAUUACCCUAUGACUUGGAAGUUAGAACACCUACUGGGAAUCAAAACCUAAUUACCAACAUGAUUUAUCAAAAUUGUGAGGUUUGGAUAGGAGAACGGAAGUUGGUGGUAGAUUUGAUAAGUUUAGAUCUCAAGGGGUAUGACGUGAUUAUAGGAAUGGAUUGGUUGGCUAGUUAUAAUAUUCAGUUGAAUUGCAAGACUAAGGUGGUGGAGUUCUGUAUAGUAGGAGACGCGACCCUAAAAUUGGAUGUGAAAGGUAGACUAGUCUCGUCUGCACUUUUUUCGAAAAUUCGAGUAAAAAAAUUAUUGAAUAAAGGAGCGCAGGGUUAUUUAGUUUUUCUAAUUAAUACUCCUGGAGAUAAGGUGAAACUGGAAGAUGUGUUAGUGGUAAAUGAAUUUUUUGAUAUUUUUCCUUUCGAGUUGAAGUCGAUGCCGCUAGAGAGGGAAAUAGAAUUUAGAAUUAAUUUGGUGCCUGGAACCACUCCUAUUGCGAAAACACCAUACCGAAUGGCACAUGCCAUGUUUAAGGAACUAAAACUGCAGUUACAGGAUUUGUUAAAGCGCGGGUUUAUUCGAAAAAGUGAAUCAUCUUGGGAGCACCUGUUUUAUCUGUCAAAAAGAAGGAUGGUAGUUUGA
Messenger RNA from Coffea arabica (coffee), 945 nucleotides. RefSeq lists its product as uncharacterized. The record is from RefSeq and is a predicted model, not a curated record. Lineage: Eukaryota; Viridiplantae; Streptophyta; Magnoliopsida; Gentianales; Rubiaceae.